GGCGUUGGUUUUAUGUUCUUUAAUCUCUCUCUCUAACUCUCUCUCUCUUCACGGUGGUGGUUCGACUCGAGAUCAGGAGGCGGCGGCGGCUGUUACAUAUGAUCAUAAUCGGAGAAAUGGUCCGGCGAGUUCGAGAGAUAAUAUCGAUGAUUUUCUUUGCAGUAUUUUCGAGUACCACCGGACUGACGCCGCCGUACUGGAGUCGAGGAGGCGGAGCGAGCUGCAGUCCCUGCCUGAGCUGGCGGCUGGCUGCGGAGGUGAACAAUGUUGAGCCGUGGAGGACGGUGCCGGCGCAUUGCUUCAGCUGCAUCGGAGCUUACAUUACCGGCGGGCAGUACCAGCACGAUCUCCGAUUUGUGGUGGAACAAAUUCUGAGCUACGUGGAUGGAAUUCCGGUGGCCGGCGACGGAUUUGAUGCUUGGAUUCUUGAUGUGGAUGAUACUUGCAUCUCCAAUGUUGAAUAUUAUAAAGUUAAGAGAUAUGGGUGCGACCCAUACGAUCCGGUAGCAUUUAGGUCAUGGGCGAUGGAAGGAGCAUGUCCGGCAAUCCAGUCGGUGGCGGAGCUCUUCACAAAGCUCAUCGAAAGUGGCUUCAAAGUCUUCCUUAUCACCGGCAGAGACGAAGAGACUUUCAGCCAAGUAACCGUCGAGAAUCUCCACCGUGAGGGCUUCGUCGGCUAUGAACGCCUAAUCUUAAGGUCUGCGGCGGAAAGAGGGCGAAGCGCGGUGGAGUUCAAGACGGAGAUGCGGCGGCGACUGGUAGAGCAAGGGUAUCGGAUUUGGGGCAAUGUUGGAGAUCAAUGGAGCGAUCUUCAAGGUAAAUUUGUGGGAAAUCGUACCUUUAAGCUGCCUAAUCCUAUGUAUUUCGUUCCUUAAAAUCUCAACUAAAUUAUGGAUGGAUAUGUCGAAAGAAAAUAUCGACAUUUAUCCAUUAAAUUAUUUAUCGAUGUAAAUUUAUAGAGAUGUCGAUAAAAUAUCUAUAUAUCGUAUGAAUCAAAGCACUUAUAUGAACAUUGUUUUAAUUGAUAAAUAAAUGUUAUAUACACUUUCAACCGGUUGUGCUAU
Benincasa hispida (wax gourd) is the source of this 1064-nucleotide messenger RNA. RefSeq names its product HAD superfamily, subfamily IIIB acid phosphatase. Lineage: Eukaryota; Viridiplantae; Streptophyta; Magnoliopsida; Cucurbitales; Cucurbitaceae. The record is from RefSeq and is a predicted model, not a curated record. Gene Ontology annotation, molecular function: acid phosphatase activity.